Molecule: messenger RNA, 831 nt
Organism: Harpegnathos saltator (Jerdon's jumping ant)
Lineage: Eukaryota; Metazoa; Arthropoda; Insecta; Hymenoptera; Formicidae
Product: short transient receptor potential channel 7
Exons: 4
Coding region: 136-642 (168 amino acids)
Biological process (GO): calcium ion transmembrane transport; regulation of cytosolic calcium ion concentration
Cellular component (GO): plasma membrane; cation channel complex
Molecular function (GO): inositol 1,4,5 trisphosphate binding; store-operated calcium channel activity
Source: RefSeq, a predicted model, not a curated record
CCGAUCAAUAUCACGGAGUAUCUUUUCUUCUCCAUUUUCGGCCAAAAAGACACCGAAGAUUUCACAAUUACGUUGAAACAAAAGCUGCAACCAGGAUGGACGAUUUAUUUCUUCAAGGUGUCAUUCUCUCUAUAUAUGCUCGUCAGCGUCAUAGUAUUGAUUAAUCUGCUAAUUGCCAUGAUGAGCGACACGUAUCACAACAUUCAGUCGCAGAGCGAUAUCGAAUGGAAGUACGGUCUCAGCAAACUGGUUCGCAAAAUGCAAAAGACAAAAACCGCACCGUCACCGUUGAAUCUUGUCACCACAUGGGUGGCAUUUCUUAAGAGAGUUUGUAAAAGGAAACACAUCGCAAGGCAGACAACCGACAGAUCACAUGGAUACAUGGAACCUACCAUGCAUCAGAAUGACUUUCCAAAAUCUACCAAUAAUAGGAUACUUCCGGUGUCGCGAACGAAAGGCAAUGUCAAUUUCUCAUUACUUCAAUCGAGCCCGGCUGACAGUCAAUGGUCCUUGAAUAAUGCUCCAAGAAUACAGAAUGUCGUCGACUGGGACAUAGUGCGUCGAAAGUAUCGCGUGCGAUUUGGAGAUGAAGUUGAAAAACCGUCCGAUGGAGGAGAGACAACGCUUGCUGCAAUGGCUUAAACAGUCGAGUUAGCUUAAUCCGACAUAUUCCCUCGUUGAAUAUAUAAGUUUCAAUAACAUACGUCACUUUUUAUCACUACUCUAUUUUAUAUCGUAAUGUAUUUGUGAUAAACGUCGUACGUAGAUAAAAUACUUUCUACUCUUUUGUACGUUUCCCGCGGUACUGCUAAUUUAUAAAAUAUAUGUAAG